Erpetoichthys calabaricus (reedfish) is the source of this 2241-nucleotide messenger RNA. Its product is annotated as BEN domain-containing protein 2-like. Gene Ontology annotation, molecular function: DNA binding. The transcript is spliced from 13 exons. Lineage: Eukaryota; Metazoa; Chordata; Cladistia; Polypteriformes; Polypteridae. The coding region runs from base 319 to 2139 and encodes 606 amino acids. The record is from RefSeq and is a predicted model, not a curated record.
ACGAUCACAGCACAAAGAAGCAGGCGUCUUCCGUUUCGUCACAUGCACAACGCCUGGAUCAAACGGGGGACAGUCGUCGACGGGAGGAGAACUGUGUGGACUUCUAAUUGCCGAGCACGCACGCACCAGAUCGCCCAUGGCUGCCACCGUUAGUUAAUCCAUUUCUCAGAUAUGCCAUUCAAGUAGGUAGUGCUUCCAAGUAUUCAGUGUCCGUUUACCUUUCACCUGUGUCUGCUGAGGUGUUUGUUGCCAUUAUUUGGAUACAAUUAGUGGAGCAAGUGAACUAAAUUAAAAAGACUGAUAAAAGGGCACUUCAUUAUGAAAAUUAAUGAUGAAGAAGUAUUUGUUCAACAAGUUCAGAUUUCGGAUCCUUCAAAUAAUACAAAUGUCAACUAUACAUCAGCUUCAGACGUGACCAAAGAUGUCUGUAGUUCAGAUAUUUAUGAUGACCAGGUUGUUGCCGAAUGUGAAAGAAUGUCUGACGAUCAAGUAGAGGAAAAUGGUUACUGUUCUGAUGAUGGUUCAAGUCUUCACAGCAGAAGAAAACAACACAUUGCUUCCCCUGCAGCCAGCAUAGUUUCUGGAAGAACAGAAGAUCCUGUAUUUGAUGAAGUUCAAGAUGCAGUUUUUCAUUACCAAAACAAAUUUGAGCAGCACAAUGUUAUAUCUGAAGAUUUGUACAGCACAGAUCAACAACGGACACUGGGUGAGAUCCUCACAUAUUGCCAGGUUAUGUAUGAAGCCAUACAGAAACUUAAUGAAAAAAUCGACUGUCUCCAAGUUAAAGUGGGAAAUGUACAAUCCAUGAGCCUGCAAUCACAAAAGUGUGAUGCCUCUUCAACUGAAAGUGUUCAGCAUGAAAUGUUCCAGAAGAAUAUGACAGAAAGUGGAGCAGUUAUGCCACCGUUGAUCAGGGCAACUUCACCUUAUCCCCAUUUACAAACAACAGCCAAGAAACCACCAACCCUUUAUCUGGCUCCAGGACUGCGCAGCCCAUCAGAGUCACAAUUUCUUGACAAGGAAACACAAUCAAGCCGUGUUAUUAUUCCCAUUAAAACAGAGGAGUCCACAGACAGCGAGUUUUCUAAAGAAAACCCGGACAACAUACCACAACCUUCAGACAGUAAAAGCAAAUCAAAAUGUAAAUCGCUGCUUGCGAGUCUUUCUUCACAGCCAUCUAAUUCUGCUACAGUGUUGAUUGGUGAUCACAAAAGGAAAGUGCGCAUUGCUAAAUCUGUGAUUCAGAAAGUCUGUCAUAAAAGCAAUCCACGGAAUGCAGUUCGCUUCCUGCUUCGUGGUCUUUUUACAAAUGAAACUCUGACCUGCAGCAAUGUUAUGGGAGAUACAGUCAGAGGCCUCAAAAAAUUGGACCCUAAUAAAAUAGCAGCAAUUAGAGAAUGGCUUGCUGAAAAAUUCCCAAAUUAUAAUUUACGUGAAAAUGGAAAAGACUGGAAGGCCUGCAUUUCCAUAAUGAAUUCAAUGGCAAGAUAUAUGAGAUUUGAAGCAAGAAAGCAAAAGAGGUUGUGGAACAACUAUGAUGACCGGUUGCCUGUGAACAAAAUAAAAAAAAUUCCCAAAACUGAGAAACGUGUGGAAAAAAGCAAGUCGAUGAAGAGCGCCGAGGCUGAGAUCUGUGUUGAAAUUGAGUCAGACGAGGAUGCAGAAAUAAUCCCUUCCACUUCUGGCAGACAGCGAAAGAGAGCAGCUGCUCCAGUAAAAUCCAUUGAACAGAGGGGGAAGCAAUGGAGCCCAGCACCCAGUCAUGCAGAUCUCCAUAUCGAAAUUUCACAAACAUACCUGGGUGAUCCAAGAAGAAAGGUCAAAAUAGCCCAAACUAUAAUUCAGGAAGCCAACCUGAGAAAAAGGCCAGAGCUCAUCGCACGUUUUCUUAUCAAGUAUCUUUUCACAAAAGAAGUGCUAGUGAAGAGUAAUGUGAAUGGGAUAAAAGACCGGGGCACAGCGGCACUUGAUCCCAACACAAUCGGGGCACUCCGAGAGUAUUUGAAAGGACGAUUUCCUUAUUUACAGAUGAGUGAAGAUGGAAAAGACUGGAAAGUCUGCAUUGGUGCCAUCAAUAGUGCUAUUCGCAAAAUACGAUAUGAGGAGAAAUUAAAAGGGGAAUUUUUGGAAAGCUACUGAAAGGAUUAAUUCAAACCAACACAGCCUUGGUGGAAAACAGUUCAGAGAAGUUACCUGCACCAGAAAGAUGUUGGGCUUGUUGGGAUAUUUCUCUAAUUCUCU